Rhododendron vialii is the source of this 710-nucleotide messenger RNA. RefSeq lists its product as uncharacterized. Bases 74 to 433 code for a protein of 119 amino acids. The record is from RefSeq and is a predicted model, not a curated record. Lineage: Eukaryota; Viridiplantae; Streptophyta; Magnoliopsida; Ericales; Ericaceae. The transcript has a single exon.
ACAAACGCAUCACACCACUCGAUCCCCUCUCUCUCCACUCGCCAGUAGCAGCGCAGGUCUCCAACCAAACCAAAUGCCGUCGCCGAAACCCUUCGCGACAGCCGCCGGUAUGCUCCGCGCCCGCCUGACCCCCUCCAUCCGCACCCGCGGCGGCCACGACCACGGCCCGAGCCGCUGGACCUCCCCGGGCCACCAGGACCGGCCCAACGGCUACCUCUUCAACCGCGUCCCGCCGCCGCCCGGGCAACCGAGGCAGUGGGAGGACUGGGAGCUCCCUUGCUACCUGACCAGCUUUCUCACCAUCGUCAUCCUCGGCGUCGGGCUCAACGCCAAGCCCGAUCUCACUAUAGAGACCUGGGCCCACCACAAAGCCCUCGAGCGCCUCGAACAGGCCCAGCAGUUGGCUGCCUCCGCCGUUGAUGAUGCCGAAUAGUCGCCCCGAUCGUAUCGGUACGGGUUUUAGUUUGUCCCUCCUUUGGCCGGUCUAUGUCGAAUUAGGGCUUUUUUUUGGCAAUGAUGUGUUGAUAUGGGGUUUGUGGUGGUUGACUGGUUGUAGUUGAAAUAAGGUAUCAACUCUUGAACUCAGAUUUACCUUUUAUUACUGUCUGAAAAGGCUAAGUUACAGCGAUUUUAGCUGUUAAUUUUGAUUUUCGCCGUGAUAAUCUUCCUGGAGACUAUUGUCUUAAUUAUAUGAUUUUGUGCAACUUAAA